AUGACUCACUCCACCACCACCAUAUCAUCCCUCCUCAACUCAUCCCCCGUAGACCUCACCCCCUACGAAGACCUUUACAAAUACUUCCACGCGCACCCCGAACUCUCCCGCCAAGAGAAACACACCUCCGAAAAACUCGCCGCGCAUCUCACCCAACUCGGCGUCUUCGACAUCCACACCCACAUCGGCGGCUACGGUCUCGCCGGCGUCUUCCGCAAUGUCACCGACGAGGACAAACCCCACCAAACCGUCCUGCUCCGCGCAGACAUGGACGCCCUCCCGGUCAAGGAACUAACCAACCUCCCCUACGCCAGUACCAUCACCAUGCACGACACAGAGGGCAAUGACCGCCCCGUCAUGCACGCCUGCGGUCACGACAUGCACAUCACCUGUCUUCUCGCGGCGGCCGAAACCCUCGUCAAGCUGCGCGACGCCUGGAGCGGGACGCUCAUCGUGCUAUUCCAGCCCGACGAAGAGCGCGGAGGUGGCGCGCAAGCCAUGGUCGACGAUGGGCUUUACUCGCGCAUCCCCGUGCCGGAUGUGGUGCUCGGCCAGCAUGUCAUGCGCAUGCGGGCCGGGAGUGUCGCGUCUCGCGUGGGUGCCAUUAUGGCCGCGGCAGAUAGUAUGAAGAUCACGGUGUUUGGACGGGGCGGGCAUGGCUCGCAGCCGCAUCAGACUGUUGAUCCGGUGUUGCUUGCGGCGCAUAUUGUGGUAAGAUUGCAGAGCAUCGUGAGCAGGGAGAUUAAUCCGUCGGAUUUGGCGGUCCUCACGGUGGGGAGUUUGCAGGCGGGUCAGACGGAGAAUAUCAUUGCGGAUCGGGCAGAGAUUGGCGUGGAUUUUAGGUCUGUGAGGUUGGAGGUUAGAGAGCAGAUUAUUGCGGGGAUUAAAAGGAUUGUCCAGGCCGAGUGUGCAGCUAGUGGGUCGCCUGCGCCGCCGGUUUUUACGCCGACGAGGAGGUUUCCGCCGACGGUGAAUGAUGGGGUUGUGGCGAGGAGGGUUGCGGAGACGUUUGGGGAGCAUUUUGAGGAUUUCGAUCCUGAUGUGCCGAGGACUAAUAUCGCCGAGGACUUUAGUACCCUCGCUACUUGUCGGGAUAUUCCAAGUUGCUUUUGGCUUCUUGGAGGUGUGGAUCAGGAGGUUUGGGAUAGGGCCGCGGCGGAAGGGAAGAUUGAGGAGAUUCCGGGCAAUCAUUCGGCGCUUUUUGCGCCGGUGGUGCAGCCGACAUUGAGGACGGGGGUAGAUGCGUUGUGUUUGGCUGCGCUGACAUUUCUGAGGAAGUGA
Molecule: messenger RNA, 1281 nt
Organism: Aspergillus niger
Lineage: Eukaryota; Fungi; Ascomycota; Eurotiomycetes; Eurotiales; Aspergillaceae
Exons: 1
Coding region: 1-1281 (426 amino acids)
Molecular function (GO): hydrolase activity
Source: RefSeq, a predicted model, not a curated record